Messenger RNA from Aspergillus neoniger CBS 115656, 264 nucleotides. Its product is annotated as putative Cu-dependent DNA-binding protein. The record is from RefSeq and is a predicted model, not a curated record. Gene Ontology annotation, biological process: intracellular copper ion homeostasis; positive regulation of transcription by RNA polymerase II; intracellular iron ion homeostasis. The transcript has 3 exons. Gene Ontology annotation, molecular function: copper ion binding; DNA-binding transcription factor activity, RNA polymerase II-specific; RNA polymerase II cis-regulatory region sequence-specific DNA binding. Lineage: Eukaryota; Fungi; Ascomycota; Eurotiomycetes; Eurotiales; Aspergillaceae. Gene Ontology annotation, cellular component: nucleus. The coding region runs from base 1 to 264 and encodes 87 amino acids.
AUGCUUAUCGACGGUGAAAAGUGGGCGUGUGAAGCUUGUGUCCGCGGCCACCGUGUGACCACCUGCAAACACAAUGACCGACCCCUAAUUCGCAUCAACCGCAAAGGUCGUCCCUUUGCGACCUGCUCCAUCUGCAACUGCACCCCCUGCGAAAGCCCCGAAGAGCACGCCAAGCUCAAACCGAGCUGCUGGCCGUUCCCCGCGACUCUCCGCCUCUCCGUCCACCUUUCUCCCCAUUGCCCCGAGGCCAUCCGUUUCCCCUAG